Molecule: messenger RNA, 1443 nt
Organism: Candidula unifasciata
Lineage: Eukaryota; Metazoa; Mollusca; Gastropoda; Stylommatophora; Geomitridae
Source: the annotation of a GenBank genome assembly
AUCAACAGACAAGUGGCUGUGGUACCCACACAACAGAGAACUUUGGAGCCGGACAGCAGAGCAUGUGUGGAGAUGUACUUGGCUAAACUAGAACAGGAAGUUGCCAUGAAGGAGCAAGAACUGUUCCAGGAGCGGGAACGUUUAGAGAGGAAACGCCGAGAAUAUGCUGAUACGGAGCCAGAUGGCAGAGGAUGCAGACACAAGCAGCCAACAAGAACAGCUGGUGCUGGGCAGGUCAAGGCCAGCCACUCCAAGAGCACAGAUGUACAAGCAGAGACAGGGAUGUUGCCAGUUGGAGCUGACCCUGUACCUGGCAAUGCAAGAGAUGCUGGCAUUCGCUGUCAAAGUCCCAAGGUUAAGGACAUUGUGAAGAAACUUGAUUACUCCCUGAACUCCGACACGGAAAGUGAUGCAUCAGCAGAGCCAGAAAAACGGAACACACUCAGCAAACGGGACACACACAGCACUCAGAAGAAACACAGCACCCCUCCAGCUUCAUCAACAGUCAGCACUGUUGUUCCACAAGUGACCAACCUGCCACAGAGGACUGAUGCUAGCACAAGUGUUUCUUUUGCCCACAUGUCAAGGAUCCCAACUGAGAGACCAUCCACAAGUUUGAAAUGUUCGACUGGCACAGAAAUGACACCCAGGAGGACAACAGACUAUAGGGCUGGGUCCGAACCUUCACCACAGAUAUUAGAGGAUGAAAGACCGAAAAUGUCCAAGGACAGGAGUGACAGAACCUAUACAGCAGAUCACGGUUUUAUUGUACCAGAGGAAGAAACUCUUUCCGAUGUGGAAAUCAUCAACCUCCUUUCUCAGCAGACACUGGUCGCUAUGUCUCAGCGGGGUCAGAUGUCACGGUCACAGAGCAAGGUUACAGAUCCGCACAGUGUCAACUUGAAAACAGUUACAUCCACACUGAGUUCCCAGCAACCUUGUGUCAACUUUCUGCAGAAGUCUCCAACUGUGAUAGACAAAUUCCACUCUACCCAAGCUUUGAGUCCACCAAUGAAAUCCAAGCCGGCCUAUCUGGAACCAGAAACAGAUGCUGUGCUGGAGUUGUUUGAGGUGAAGAGGCCUCUCAGGGAUUCGAGCAGCCGGCAGCAGUGCCUGGGAGAUGUGCUGGGCCGUGAGCAGGUGACCCAGCCUGGCUGUAAGCUGGGGGCUGCUGGCAGGAAGCUGGAUGUCUCCGAGAUUGUGGACGAUGCAAGAUCUGGGGACGAUGAUGAGCAUGACAUGCUGGACGAUGAGGUGAGUGUGGAGAAGGUCAUCCAGAUUCUCAACUUCUCCAACAGAGAGGAUGUGAGCCCUCCUCAGAGAUCAGCUGAUGUCAGUGGCAAUGUUGCUGCUGUAGGUACCCAGGCUGUUGCCUCUGGUAACUCAGAAAUCAGGGACGAGGCUGAAGAUAAUAUUCUAGAGGUAUUUUUUGUGCGGUUGUGA